CAGGCUAGUGAUGACUUCGAAGAUUGUUAUCAAUGCAUGCAUCCAACUGAAAUCACUAAACCCUUUAUUCCGCUCAGUUGAUUCAUCCUGAUCGAAGUGUGAGGUUUGAUUAAAAUGAAGCUCGUCCUUAGCCUCUUUUUGGUGAUAUCCUUCCAGAACCUAGUUCUAGGCUCAGUGUGCGGAUCAGCUAAAUCCAAAAAUUGCAUAAUUCUCUCAUUGAAUGACUCAUUCAGCGAUGUCUCGUUACCAGAUCUCAAUGGUAAAACAUCCCUCCAAAUAAAGGGAGGCAAUUUGACUUCCUUCGGGCUCAGGCUGUCCAAUCAGCUGAAAUCCGUCCAAAAACUGCAAUUAGGACCCCUGGGUUUGCAGGAACUUUAUGUGAAUCCAGAUAUCACAGACCUGACAGCUACCGAUAAUCAAAUCCACGUGGUUAGAUUCAAAACCUCGGGAGGGGCGUACAAGUUACAACAACUGGAUCUUCAGCGGAAUCGUCUGACACAUUUGGACGGUUUUGAAGUGCUAACGAAUUUGGUCGAGCUGCAUUUGGAAGACAACGAGCUGGAAACUCUUGACUUCAGUGUUUUUGCACUAAUGCAAAAUUUGAAGGAGCUACACCUGGAUCGGAACCUACUCACCAUGGUGAUGACGACGGAUGGAAUCAAUUUGCCAGAGUUGGAGUAUUUGUCAUUGGCGGGUAAUAGACUUACCAAGUUGAACGUGGGCAACUGGAACUUUGGAUCGAUGACCACCUGGGACGUCAGUUCGAAUGAUUUGAUUUACGUCGAUGGCAUAGACAUUGUGGAGCGAUUUUCCAGCUUGCAAACUGUUUUGCUCUCUAGAAAUGGGUGGCAUUGCAAAUGGUUGAACGACACGAUGCAGAUGUUUGAAGCCAAUUCAGUAAACGUUGGCGAUGCGGAUAUGGGAUGCCUUAACACCUCCGGUGAAAUAUGCUGCGCUUCGGACGAAAUUUCAGUCGAUAACGGAUGGGAGCGGUUGGGAAACCUCACAAACGAUCAGCAACAGAUCAGGAAAGAUCUUGAAAGAAAAAUAAAAGGCAUUCAGAUGGAUCAGGAAGAUAAAUUUAGAGAAUUAUCGCGCCUUUUGAAUGAUUUGCAAGAAAAAUCUAACAUCCCAAUAAUGGCACCUGAAGAAAGCUUCGAUAAGGUUAAUUUUGAUGCUUUGACGAAACAGGCAGUCCAGCUGAAAUCAAAUCUGGAAAAAGAAAAAAAUACGCAAGAGGAGAAGCAAAUGACCAAUGAUAAAUUAAUCAAGAAUCUUGAAUUCACGAUCUUGCAACUAAGGAAAGCGCUUCAUCACGAGAUGGGUAAGAUUUCAGGGCUUCAAAAGCAGUUCAAGCUGUUGCGGGAGAACACUAGUAGGGCGAAAUAAACUGUGUCAACAGAAUAACUAAAAUAAAAGCCUGGGUGAUUUGAACAUCAAACCAUAAGUAACGAGAUUUAUUUUAGAAGAGUAAAUGGCAGAAACUUUUGAAAACUGUUAAGCUCCAUAAAACGUUUAAUGAUUUUGUUUCAACCGUUGUAAAUAAAAGAAAAUUAAGUUACUUCAAAUAUUUUA
Molecule: messenger RNA, 1575 nt
Organism: Armigeres subalbatus
Lineage: Eukaryota; Metazoa; Arthropoda; Insecta; Diptera; Culicidae
Product: leucine-rich repeat transmembrane protein FLRT3-like
Exons: 2
Coding region: 115-1389 (424 amino acids)
Molecular function (GO): oxidoreductase activity; protein binding
Source: RefSeq, a predicted model, not a curated record